Felis catus (domestic cat) is the source of this 752-nucleotide messenger RNA. It is a transcript of the gene NDUFAF8, whose product is annotated as NADH:ubiquinone oxidoreductase complex assembly factor 8. The record is from RefSeq and is a predicted model, not a curated record. Gene Ontology annotation, cellular component: mitochondrion. The coding region runs from base 147 to 587 and encodes 146 amino acids. Lineage: Eukaryota; Metazoa; Chordata; Mammalia; Carnivora; Felidae. Gene Ontology annotation, biological process: mitochondrial respiratory chain complex I assembly. The transcript has 5 exons.
AGCGAAGCAGGGGCUGGAGCCGAAGCCUAGCCAAACAGAAAGCGCAGGAAAGGCGACGGGCGGAAGGCGCGCCUAUCGAGAAGCUGGGCGCCGGAAAAGGACGGGCCUAAGAUGGCGGCGCCCAUGGGUGCCAGGAGGAGCCGCUCAUGUCGGGGAACGGAGCGGUGUGGGGACGCGUGCGAGGCCGCCUCCGCGCCUUCCCCGAGCGCCUUGCGGCCUGUAGGGCCGAGGCCGCGGCUUAUGGCAGGUGUGUGCAGGCGUCCACAGCCCCGGGCGGCCGCCUGACGAAGGACCUCUGUGUGCAGGAGUUCGAGGCCCUGCGGAGCUGCUUCGCCGCCGCGUGCGUGUGCUGCCCUCAGGAGCCCUCUGCUAUUUUAAUGUGCCAUUCUUCACGGAAGCACUUGUGCGGAGCUGCAGGAGGCCGAAGGGGCGUUGGGCUCCAGACCAGCUUCGUCCCAGGGAGCCCUGUCCCUGGGCCAGUGUUUCAGCAGCUCUGCCUCAGCGUUUUCUGCCAAGACGACCCCAAGGGGAGGCCUUUAGGAUGGACAAGCCUGCACUACAUUUGUGUUUGCUGCCCACAGCCUUGAGGGACAGACGCCUGAGACAUCUAAAGCUUUUAGAGCUAAAAAGACUGCACGCUCAUCAGGGCAAGACGUGGGCAGACGGGGGAUGUGGUUUUCUUGCCUCGUGUAUGUAAGGUUUCUGGUUAGAGUAAGAAGCGACAAAGCAACAAUACAGACUGUGGCAGACCA